This is a messenger RNA of Aureobasidium pullulans EXF-150, 990 nucleotides long. RefSeq lists its product as uncharacterized. The record is from RefSeq and is a predicted model, not a curated record. The transcript has a single exon. NCBI's taxonomy places the organism in Eukaryota, Fungi, Ascomycota, Dothideomycetes, Dothideales, Saccotheciaceae. Bases 20 to 715 code for a protein of 231 amino acids.
CUAGUCAGCCUCGAAGUUGAUGACGGGCUGCUUGGAACCACGGCCGCGAGUCGUGCGGAUGGUGCGGGUGGGGGUGGCGAGGGCGGCGGUGUCAGUCUUCUUGCGUUUGAUUGAGCUAGCGGUCGGGAUCUCCAGGGUGAUCUUGUCACCGGUGGAGUGGGCCUCGGGUCUUUCACGCUUCUUGGAGAGAGUGGGAGUCUUGAGAGCGGACUUCGAGGGCUCGGCAAUCGACUUCUUGGGAGUGCUCUCACCCUUGGCCUCGGCCUCCUCGUCCUCUCUGCCAACCAACAGCUGGCUGGCACCACUGUGGCCCUCGGAGACGAUCUCGUCGACGUUGACGCGGACUCUGCCGGAGACGACGGCAGCCUUGAGUGUGGUCUCGAUUCUGGAUGCCAUAGUGGCGAAGAUCAUGUUGAGGGCUUCUUCGGCUGGUGACAAUAUCAGCACCGAAGUUCACUUUGUGCGCAGCUUCCACUCACCGUCGGCAUGCUCGUCAUCGUCUGCGACUUCAGCCUCCAGCUCGGCGAGCUGGGCAGCGAGUCAGACAAUCUGGGUGCAACCAGAAACAACCUCAGGUGGAAGGAGGGCCACGAUUGGCCCUGCAACACUGCUACAAGGACUUGACCCUCGACAAAUUUCAGUCUGUCCGUCCGACAAUGCCCAGCAGCUGCAUGGAAUGUGGUCGUCAGCAAUUCAGACGUCACAGUGCUUCUGACCUGGUGCUGCUACAAUCUUUGGUGCAAGCACGAGCAUGAUCAGGUCAAAAAACUCCUCGUCGCCGCCAGUCUACGACACACCAACCAUUGUCUCCCAUGAUCAAAGAUAUCCAAGCUGCAUCAAUGCGCGAUGUCGUUAGCGUGGGAGUAACGGUCCACAGAAGUGCGAUGAUUGACGCGCUCUCAGUGGAGGCUACGUCUGAUCUCAGAUAGAUUGUGCAUUUCCGCAGCUACGAAUAUGGCAAGAGAGAGAGAAGGAACGACUUCAUGGGGG